AUGUUGUCUCAACGAAGCUUCUUGUGUUUGGUGCUGGCCACCGCGCUCUGCGCGGCAUCGAGCGACAAAGACAGUGAUGCAGAAGUCAAUUCGCCCAUCUUUUUGGUCAACGGCCGCAUCACCAACCAAGUGGCUCGCGUGCUUGUCGAUUGCCGCCACACCGAUCCCGAGCUUCGUAAGAGCUGCUCGGCACUCGAGUACACCCUUGAUGCUCCUGAUCACCACACGGAGGUGGUACACUUGACUGACAUGCCCAUGAUCCUCAAGAUCAAUCGUCUCAACACUUGCCACCAGUACACCUUGACCGUGCAAGUCAAGGACCAGCCUGAGACAGCCAUCACGAGCCACUUUGCUACCCCGUGCCCAGACACGGACCACCGCCGCAUGAUCGUGGUCUCGUGUGAUCGUUUUGCCGAUGACCCUAACGACGAUGCUUUUCUUGAGGCCUUUGCGGAUCGGGCCGGCCCCUUUGAUGUCAUGUUUCACAUGGGAGACCAAAUCUAUGCGGACAAAUUGCUCAAACUGGAAGCCCAGACGAUUGAUGAGGCAAUUCCCCUGUAUCGCGACCUCUAUCGAGAGGCCUGGUCGCGGCCUGUGAUGCGCCGCUUCCUUUCCACUGGUUCCCAUAUCAUGGUUCCCGAUGAUCAUGACGUGAUGAACGCGUUAAGCCCUGAAAACGUCCUCGCGAGCCGCGACGACCCGUAUUGGGUGGCCGGCCAGCGUACCACUUAUGAGUUCCAGCGCGCCCUAUGGGUUGAUGUUUUGGAGCUCAGCAAGCUGUCGGCUGAUAACAUUGGCAAGGAAGAUGCACACCCCGGCGUCCAUGCGUUCAUGCGAGUUGGCAGUACGGCUGUGGCCGCUCUUGAUACCCGGUUUUACCGCAGUUAUGCCUCGCCAAAGGCGCCCUAUGAGCUGCUGGGCGAGAAGCAGACGAAAUCCUUCCUGACACACUUGCAUCGUUGGGUCGAAGAUACAAAUGUCAACUCCAUCGUUAUCCUGACGGGCCUGCCCCUCAUGUGGCCAUCUGAAAUGCUCUCUCAUGUAGCCUUUGCCAUUGAAGGUGAUAAGUAUCCCAUGCAUCCCACCCAUCGUGAGAAUCUGAUUACGAUUCUUGACGCCCUCCACGAGGCGCAGCGGGUCAAGGACGUCAUUCUCAUCGGGGGCGACGUCCACGUCUAUUCGGAAAUGCAACUGUGCCGCUCUGAUGAUGGCGUGCAAACAGGCUGUCUCACCUCGCUCACGUCCUCAGGCCUUACGCGCAGCGCCUCAAUCAUCAGCUCAGCCAAGCUCAUGCUCUUUGACUCAGUCCUGUACUGGCUGCAACCGGCAUUCCAUUACUUUUCCAGUGACGGCGUGCAUCACCGCUGGGUCGGUCGCUUUCAACAGUUUUCAGUUACGGACAACGCCGUCAUUCUCGACCUGAAUGCCUCUGGCACAGGCCGUGAGCACCAUGUUGUGCGCCCCUUUCUGCGCCCCCUCGCCUUUGGAGACCAGGUUCGCAAGCUUGUGUUCUUUGACAUCAGUUUUCCUCUGUUGGCACUGCUUCUUCUGGCACUUGCCGCCAAGCUCGUUGGUAUGCUCGCGGCCUGCCGAUGCUGGGGGGCUUCUCGAAAGGUCAAGUCGGAAUAG
Monosiga brevicollis MX1 is the source of this 1629-nucleotide messenger RNA. RefSeq lists its product as uncharacterized. Lineage: Eukaryota; Choanoflagellata; Craspedida; Salpingoecidae. The coding region runs from base 1 to 1629 and encodes 542 amino acids. The transcript has 6 exons. The record is from RefSeq and is a predicted model, not a curated record.